Molecule: messenger RNA, 5192 nt
Organism: Fomitiporia mediterranea MF3/22
Lineage: Eukaryota; Fungi; Basidiomycota; Agaricomycetes; Hymenochaetales; Hymenochaetaceae
Product: FtsJ-domain-containing protein
Exons: 21
Coding region: 87-2699 (870 amino acids)
Biological process (GO): rRNA methylation; maturation of LSU-rRNA from tricistronic rRNA transcript (SSU-rRNA, 5.8S rRNA, LSU-rRNA); maturation of 5.8S rRNA from tricistronic rRNA transcript (SSU-rRNA, 5.8S rRNA, LSU-rRNA)
Cellular component (GO): nucleus; preribosome, large subunit precursor; nucleolus
Molecular function (GO): rRNA (guanine) methyltransferase activity; rRNA (uridine-2'-O-ribose)-methyltransferase activity
Source: RefSeq, a predicted model, not a curated record
UAGUUCUCGCUCACUGGUUGACAGUAUCAUCAAAUUGAAAAAAUUGCUGCUUAUAUCUUAACUUGUUCUCUUGAGACAACACUUAGAUGGGGAAGGCACAGAAAAAGACUGGGAAGGGCCGUCUAGACAAGUACUACAAACUUGCAAAAGAGCAAGGUUACCGUGCUCGAUCUGCAUUCAAGCUCAUCCAGUUAAACAAAAAGUAUUCUUUCUUGGAGUCCGCGAAAUGUUGCAUAGACUUGUGUGCUGCUCCUGGAGGCUGGCUACAAGUUGCUAGCAAAUACAUGCCCGUUAACAGCAUCAUCGUCGGUGUUGAUUUGGUCCCUAUAAGACCUAUACCUCGUGUUUCUACAUUCGCCGCCGAUAUUACCACGCCGCAGUGUCGCAACCUCAUUCGAGGAGAGUUGAAAGAUUGGAAGGCGGAUGUCGUUCUACAUGAUGGUGCUCCGAACGUCGGUACUGCUUGGGUGCAGGAUGCAUACAGCCAAUCGGAACUUGUCCUUAUGAGUCUGAGACUGGCUGUCGAGUUUCUGAUUAAAGGCGGAACUUUCGUGACGAAGGUAUUCAGGAGUGCGGAUUACAACAAUUUGAUUUGGGUCUUCAAUCAGCUAUUUGGAAAGGUUGAGGUAACGAAGCCGCCGUCUUCUAGAAACGUAUCUGCAGAAAUCUUCGUCGUGUGUAGGGACUUCUAUGCGCCAAAACACAUUGAUCCCAAAUUUCUGGAUCCCAAGUAUGCAUUCAAGGAGUUAACAUCAUCUGCGCUUAGCACGGACAAGGGUGCUACCUCGAUCAAUGCACAUGCAAAUGUUUUCAUGCCUGAGAAGAAACGACGACACCGAGAUGGUUAUGCAGAGGGGGAUUAUACCCUUCACAAAAGCAUGACGGCUGCGGAGUUUAUCAAAUGUCCUGAUCCAGUGUCCUUCUUGGGUAGCGUCAAUCGAAUUGUAUUCCAGUCGGAGGAAGAAAAACAAUGGGCAGCUCUCGAUAUUACAACUCCGGACAUCAAAGCUAAUUUGGAGGAUCUAAAGGUGCUUGGGAAGGGUGAUUUUAAAGCAUUGAUAAAAUGGCGUUCGGCUUUGAGAACCGAGCUCGGACUUGAUAACGUGUCUGUUCCUACAGAAGAGUUGACGGAAACAGUAGAGAUUGUGGAGGAGGUGGAUCAGGAGCAAGCUAUCGAGGAAGAACUCGAGAGAUUUAACGCCGAGGCCUCGGCAAGGGCUAAGAGAGAACGACGCAAAGCUAAUGAGGCCAAGACACGGACAAUUCAACGGAUGCAGCUUCAAAUGACCGCACCUUUAGAUAUCGGUCUCGAACAGAGUGACGGGAAUCUGGGUCUCGGGCAGGAUGACAUGUUCGAUCUUGAGACUGCGGAAAAUGGUGUUGGAAAGAGACGCUCCGUAGCAGGUCUUGUUACAGACCGUGACCAAGGUAGCGAAAGCGACAAUUCAUCAAGCGAACCUGGUACAGACGAUGACGAGGAGGAAGUGGACGGGGAGGAAGGGGAAGCCAGGAUUGCUGGACUUGAAGCUGAACUCGAUGGCCUCUACGAUGCCUACAAAGAGCGGCUGAAUGAGAGGGAUGCAAAGUUCAAGGCCCGAGAGGCUCGCAAACACAAGGAGAAAGAAGAUUGGUUUGGGAUCGGGACAGAGAAGAGCGAUGAAGAGGAUGUGAGCGGCGAAGAAGGUGGAUGGGACCGUGUCGAGGAAGCGAAGGCAGGUGCUGAUGACGACUCCUCGUCUGAUGAUAGCAGCGACAAUGACUCGGAAAGCUCGGAAGAAACUCCAUUAAAAGGACGGAAGCGUAAACCAGGCAGCACGAGAGAGCCAUCUGCGAAGAAGACCAAGCUCGUUUCAAAUCUUGUGAACAACAAGACCAGUCGAACUGCUCAGCUAUGGUUUGACCAGGAAGUCUUCAAGGACGUCGAUAUGGAUAAUAUCGAAGACGAUGAGGAUGACGAGGGUCUGCAGUCGAGUGCGGGAGAAGAUGAUAGUGACGAAGCUAACGAUUCCAACGAGGUAUCGGAUUCGGAAAAUGACUUUGAAGUCGUACCGAAAGGCAAUGAUGAAGAUAUCGAAAUGUGGGAUGCAAACGGCGCAAGCGACAACGAAGGCAAGGAAGCGAAGGCCUUAAAAAACGGACUUAUGACCGCCGAGGCUGUGACGCUAGCCCAACAGCUUGUCAACAGGGAAAAGACAAAAACACAACUAAUCAACGACGGAUUCAAUCGCUACUCACUCAACUCGAAGGAAGGUUUACCUCCGUGGUUCCUCGACGAUGAGGCGAAGCAUUACAAGCCUAACAUACCAGUGACAAAGGAAGCCAUAGACAUUCUCCGCGCAAGACAACGAGCUCUGGAUGCUCGACCUAUCAAGAAAGUUGCUGAGGCCAAAGCACGAAAGAAACAUAAGGCAUUGCAGAAGUUGCAGAAAGCCAUGAAGAAGGCGGAGGGUGUGAACGAGUCGACUGACAUGUCGGAACGGGAAAAGGCGCAGCAGAUUCAGAAGCUCAUGCUUAAGGGUCUUGCUAAGGCGAAGCAAAAGAAAUCCGAAGUUAAAGUCGUGGUCGCAAAAGGGCCACACAGAGGUAUACAAGGAAGACCGAAGGGCGUGAAGGGACGAUACCGGAUGGUGGACUCAAGAGGAAAGAAAGAGCUUCGUGCGAAGAAGAGGCAAGAGAAGGCUAACAAGAAGAGGAGAUAAGCAAUCAAAUCCACCGAGAUCCACCUGCUAUGGUAUUGACUAGACUAGAGUGAUAUUGCAUUGUAAUAUACGUUCAUGUUGUGCUAUGCCAUAUAUCCCAUCAAUUGCUCAGCUUAACUGCUCCUCGUUAACAGAGGGGUCGUCUACACAGAGAUCGGGACGUUUUGGAGGUUGCUUCUUAUAGCCAAGCGACGUGAUUUCAUCGACGUCUCUUAGGAAGCUCAACCAGGCGAAACUAGAAAGUGCUUCCUUGCAUGUAACCUCGCAGUUUACAAGUUUUUGGCCCGACUCAAGGUCGUAAGUACUCUCAGUCGUUGUCAAGAUGCGACGGUCAUCAAAGGUAGGGGGAGACAGGGAGUCGAAAUCCGGUGCAGAUUCAUGGUCUGGAUCAAGAGUCUCAGUACUCCGCCUGAUACUGGCAUUCAACUCCAGUAUAUAUUUGUCAUCUCCGUCCUCAAUAAAUAGGGGUGGCUCGGGAGGACUAUGUUCGAUCUCUGCAUUGUCAAGAUAUGCUUUGAGAGCGUCAAAAUACUUUUCGAGCUCAGGGAAGCUGCUGACUGGAGCGGACUCGACAGAGCCUGACACUGUAAAUUUCACAUCCAUGGGCCGAUCUGGAAGUGCAACUAAAAAUUCUAGUUCUUUUGCCCUAUAGCAUAUUGGCUCGCUGUUUGACUGUGUUUGUACAUGGGGAACUUCGGUAUCGACGUCUUCGGAUCCGAGAACAGGUUCAUCUUCCGAAGAAGCUUCUGCUCCUUCGUAGUCUGACUUUCUAGUCUUAACAUCAGUCGCUGCCUCCAAUUUGUCUGGCUCGGAUUCGAAAGUACGGUCUUCGUGUUCAAAUUUACCAACAUCAGAAUCCUGUUGUUCACUAGCUUCGACCAAUGUGUUCUGUUGAUCUUCAGAUGGCACUUGCAGCUCCUCAAUGAAGAGACCGUCCAGUUCUUCUCUCGUCAAAGCUUCAUCCCGACUAACAAGGUCAAAUCUCGUUUCUGCAUCGGAUUGCUCCGAACCUUCCUGUCCUUGAAGCUUCUGUUUGUUAAUGAUGACCUCUGCGCGAAUAAUGUUAUCCGGACUGAAAGUCCCCUCUCGACUUGCUGCUGAAUCACCCGGUCCUCGGAUACGACGAUACGUUAACCGAUGAACGAUUUCCUCUUGACUUGGUGGAGCAGAAUGCAGGGGUGGCGGAAGACAUGGCAUAAAUAUUCGGUGGGCGGCAUUCCCUUUCAACCAAUCUAGCAACUCGGGAUACUCCCAACGGCCUGGAAAUGGCGGAAUGAUACUCGAUCGAAGCCGAUCAGAUGCCGAUGACAUGACGAGAAGGUGACCUGUUGAUGCUGUUAUGACGAAAGGCCCCAGCCCAUCUUGAAAAGAACUAUUUAUGACAUCUUCUAAUGCGGGAAAUUCCCCGUUGGUGCUGAUAAACAUGCCCUUUCUGUUUCCGUUCUCUGGUGCAAAUGAAGUUAGGGCCGUGCCUUUGUUCCCAAACCCAUCGCUGACUCUUCGGCUGCGAAAGGUUCCUCCUUCGGCAGUCGUCCAUGGGAGACUCCGUUGGGGGACGAAAGGAAACAACGAGUAAGAGGAUGGGGAUUCUUCGGGCGGAAGGCUGGAAGGCAAGGGUACGAGAGCUGCGAAGGGAGUCUCAAGGCCGUGCUUUAUUUGUACAGCAGCUCGAGUAGCUAGCCGUCUAGCCAUAUUCAAGAGACGUUGAUUAUUGGCUCGUAUUCGAACCUCGCCUUCGGAUCCAAUAUUCUCGAUGAACGCGUUAGCUGUCCGUGACACUCUCUGAAGCAGAUUGAACGGCAGGGGUUCUUUGGUUGGAAGCACUAUCUUUUCUUCUAUGAUAGACUUUCUCCGGUUUGACAUCAAGGUUUUCAAUUGCUUGAUACGGCCCAAUGAACCUUCUAUCCGAAGACAAAGUGGGUCUGGAGUAACGGAUAUGUGAACAUUGUAUUCGCUAGACAGAUGGAGAAGUUCGGAUCCAUCUUUUCCAAGCAGUAAGAAAAGCUCGCUAGCAGAGAUCGGGAAGGUCUUUACAACCACUUCACUCGCUUCUCGUUUCUGCUGUUCAACCUCCUUGAGGUUUUUCCAGCCCCAUUCCCUCUCCAUUAUAUCCUCCACAUAUUGCACCUUCUUUCUACCUGAUUUUGACAAAGCGCGCUCGUAACUCAACUCUUUGCAGAAUCGAUGUAGCUGGUCUUUGCUGAAAGCGCGGCAAAUACGGUCAACAAGUUCUAAAUAAGCGGGUGCAUAUCCAGGGGAUUCGACGGUAGGUCUGUAUUUCGGGGUGAGUCGCAUCAGGUCUUCAAUUGUGGGCUCGAUGCCUUCGGUCCGAAGCGAAAAAAGGUAGCUAUCGGUUCUGUUGGGACCCACCCAAUGGUUGCUGUCGGGAUCCGGAAGUAAAGCUUGCCAAACAGUCUUUUUCGUAGAAGAAGAAGAGCUUGGUGGCUCCUCAGACAUGUUCUCCUCGUGCGUCGAGUUGUCUUUCGCAUCGAC